Penicillium verhagenii is the source of this 1257-nucleotide messenger RNA. RefSeq lists its product as uncharacterized. NCBI's taxonomy places the organism in Eukaryota, Fungi, Ascomycota, Eurotiomycetes, Eurotiales, Aspergillaceae. The transcript has a single exon. Gene Ontology annotation, molecular function: protein binding. Bases 1 to 1257 code for a protein of 418 amino acids. The record is from RefSeq and is a predicted model, not a curated record.
AUGAAUCUGGCUCCACCUCUAAACCUGCCACUAGGAGGAGCAUUCGCACAACCCCCAAACUCUGAAGAUUCCCCCAGCAAUGCCACGGUCUCCAGUCGUUUAACGAAUGCGCAAUGGGAAGAAUUUACGAACCCGACCCUUUGGGAUCCAGAAUUACUGCAGUCCGUGAUCGCAAUCGACCACAUUAUUGACCUCAAAGUGGGUGGUGCGUCAAGACGCAUCCCCAGAGUUGAGGAGAAGGCUAUCAUCGAUCCUAAUGGCCUUGGAAUACUUAAACUCUUGUCUCUGGAGGUGCUAUAUGAGAUUAUUGACCACAUGGAUUUCACGACCAUUUCGAAAUUCUCUCAGACUUGCCACUACGCCCAUACUGCUGUCAAGCAUCACCCGAGUCACAGGGUCCUCGCCGAACAUUGCCCUUCCCUUUGCAAGACCGUUGAUCGUUUGGGUUUGGGAUAUUGGAAUAGUCUCCGCAAUUUCAGAGCCGAGCUACACUUUCCCAACUGCAGAUCCUGUGGCUCAAGCGGUGCGUACAUCUUUCUUCCAACUUGCGAGCGUAUCUGCAUCAAUUGUUGCGAGAAUAAUAAGGACUACUGGUGCAUCAUGAUAGAUGAAGCUUUGGAUGCAUUUGCUCUCGAAACAGUAGAUCUUUUCCAUAUACCCAUUGUUCAGCUGUCAACAAUGGUGUACCGAAUGAGGGCCUUCCCCAACGCAGUCAAACAAUCCGGGUACUACUGUCCUGUAAAAUGCGGCGUAGAAGCUGGUAUCAAGCGUUGGGGCAGCAGGCAAAUGAUGCAAAUUCAAGGUGAUCAUUUGUCCCCGGACAAACACCCCGAUGUAUCCAGCGCUGAAUUGAGAGACGGGGAGUUAUUUCGACUCUACCGUAGUGUCGAACCCCCACCUGAUAUCCUGACAUGGCCGGUACAGAAGCCUCGCCCGCCCUACAAAAAUCACAAUCCUUUGUUCAGCAACAUCGCCUUGCCGUUUCCAUACGCGAAGUACCUGACUGCCGAGCCCGAACGCCAUUUCUUGUGCAGGGGAUGUUUAUGGCUGGGCGAGCGGACGACCCGUCCUGAUCCGGCUAUGCUCUCAUAUAUGUGCCUUCCUUUGGGCCUGAACGACACGGAAGUUUCGGUUGAGUUGAGGCAACGUGCUCGUACUGCACGAACUUGGCCCCAGAUGACGAUUCACGCCAUUGACUGUCUUGGUUGUGGCGUAUUGAUGUGGGAUUAUGUCACUGAGGACUUCCAAAGCGACUAA